Messenger RNA from Salvia splendens (bonfire salvia), 300 nucleotides. RefSeq names its product heavy metal-associated isoprenylated plant protein 7-like. Lineage: Eukaryota; Viridiplantae; Streptophyta; Magnoliopsida; Lamiales; Lamiaceae. The record is from RefSeq and is a predicted model, not a curated record. The coding region runs from base 1 to 300 and encodes 99 amino acids. The transcript has 3 exons. Gene Ontology annotation, molecular function: metal ion binding.
AUGAUUGGAAUUGAAAGCACAGAGGUGAAGCUGGGGAACUCACAGGUCACCGUGAAAGGAGUGAUAGAGCCGAAAGCCCUCGCCGAUUACGUCUACAAAAAAAUCGGCAAGCACGCCGCAAUCGUGAAGGUCGAUCCAGAGAAGAAAGAGGAGGAGAAGCUGAACGAAGAGAAGAAAUCGGAUGGAGAAAAAUCCGACGCUAAUAAACCGGAGGAGGACGGCAAGGAAAGCAAAUCCGGCGAGGCUGCUACGAAUAAUGCACCACAUGUGGUUGUUGUACCUGAAUGUUAUUCGGAGUAG